Molecule: messenger RNA, 360 nt
Organism: Iphiclides podalirius (scarce swallowtail)
Lineage: Eukaryota; Metazoa; Arthropoda; Insecta; Lepidoptera; Papilionidae
Source: the annotation of a GenBank genome assembly
AUGCAACGCCUAGAUUACGAAUUGAAGUAUACAGUGCGCGCUGAACACUAUCUGCUGGGGCUACGCGCGCAUGUUGCGAUGAUAACGCGUCCAGCUUAUCAGUUCGAAGCUUCCGUCGCACAACUCCUGCUCCGGAUCGAGUUAUAUGCGAGGCGAAAUCGGGAGGCUGAGUCGGCCGAGAUCCUCAGGUUAUGUAAUAGGCUCCAUUGUGGCGACAGACGCCCGCUAGACGGCGCCGGGACGGCGGGCGCCGCGAGGGAGACGGCAAACUCCUCGGUAACUAUCUCCCUCGCGCCGAGACAACUGGCGCCCAGCAUGGAACCAGCGUCUCUACGUACACUGGAGAGCAUCGGAAAUCCA